GCCCUGGGGGGGGUCCCUGGCCCCUGGGGGGGUCCCUGGCCCUGGGGGGGUCCCUGGCCCUGGGGGGGGGCUCUCAGCUCCUGGGGGGGACCCCGAAGGCCCCCGGAGGCGCCGGGCGCGGCUCCUGCUCGAGGGCGUGGCCAGGUUCUGCAGGUCCCUCUCCGUGGGGCUCCACAUCUCCCUGGAUUAUUGGUGGACCACCAAGGUGGAGCUGCGGGGCCUGGCUGAGGACAGCCCGGGUUACCUGUCGGCGAUGUCGGGGUGUCACCGGCGGGCGGGGCAGCGUCUCCUGCGGGGGGCGCUGUCCAAUGGGGGUCUCUACGUGAAGCUGGGCCAGGGGCUCUGCGCCUUCGAUCACCUGCUGCCACCUGAGGUCACCUGCACGCUGCGGCCGCUCGAGGACAGCGCCAGCCCCCGCGGGCACCGCGAGGUGGACGAGCUGUUCCUGGAGGAUUUCCAGACCACGCCUUCCGGAAUGUUCCGCGACUUCGACUACGAGCCGGUGGCGGCCGCCAGCCUGGCCCAGGUGCACCGGGCCACGCUCCCCGACGGGACCCCCGUGGCCGUCAAGGUGCAGUACCUGGACCUGCGCGAUCGCUUUGAGGGCGACAUGAGGACCCUGGAGCUGCUGCUGCGCCUGGUGGAGUUCAUGCACCCCGACUUCGCCCUGGGCUGGGUGCUGCAGGAGCUGAAGGGGACCCUGGCCCAGGAGUUGGAUUUCGAGAACGAGGCGCGGAACUCAGAGCGCUGCGGGCGGGACCUGGAACACCUGAGGGGGGUGACGGUACCCAGAGUGCACUGGGAGCACUGCAGCAAGCGGGUGUUGACAGCGGAUUUCUGUGAGGGCUGCAAGAUCAGCGACACCGACGGCAUCCGACGGCUGGGGCUGGGGCUGAGAGACACCUCAGAGAAGCUGAUCCAGGCGUUCGCUGAGCAGAUUUUCUACACCGGCUUCAUCCACGCGGAUCCGCACCCCGGGAACGUUCUGGUGCGGCGCGGCCCCGAUGGCAAAGCUGAGCUGGUGCUGCUGGACCACGGCUUGUACGAGACCCUGAGCGAGACGGAGCGGCUGUCGCUGUGCGGCCUCUGGCGCGCCAUCGUCCUCGGGGACCGCCAGGCCAUGAGAGAGAGAGCGGCAGAACUCGGGGUGCAGGAUUACCUGCUCUUCUCGGAGAUGCUCCUGCAGCGCCCCUGGGCGGGAAACCCCUCGGCUCUGGGGUCUCACCUGGGCUCGGCGGCGCCGGGCUGGGCUCACCUGGGGGGCUCACCUGAGGGUCACCUGCGGCCGGAGGAGCGCGAGUACAUGCGGGGGAUGGCGGCGCGGCGCUUCCCGCACAUCCUGCAGGUGCUGCGCGCGCUGCCCCGCCCCAUGCUGCUGGUGUUCCGCUGCAUCAACACCGUGCGCAGCGUCCACGCCGCCCUCGGCGCACCUGCCGACAGGUACGGCCUCAUGGCCCGCAGCGCCGUUCGCAGCUGGAGCCGCCUGAGGGGGGGUCCCGGGGGGUCCCUGAGGCAGCGGCUGCACCUGGCCUGGGAGAGCUUCAAAUUCGAGCUGGCCCUCAGGCUGGAGUGGUUCCGGUUCCGGUUGGUGUCGGCGGCGCUGCGGCUCCUGAGCCGCUGGGGGGCGCUGCCGCUCGGGGAGCAGCUGCAGGAGCUGCUGCGGGCCUGAGGGGGGCGCCCCAGAAACUGCCUGCAAACAGCCCCAAAACAGCCCAAAAACAGCCCGAAAACACCCUGAAAACAGCCCGAAAACACCCUGAAAACAGCCCAAAAACAGCCUGAAAACACCCUGACAACAGCCCAAAACCAGCCUGAAAACACCCCGGAAACAGCCCAAAAACAGCCUGAAAACACCCCCAAAACAGCCCAAAAACAGCCUGAAAACACCCUGAAAACAGCCCAAAACCAGCCUGAAAACACCCUGACAACAGCCCAAAAACAGCCUGAAAACACCCUGAAAACAGCCCAAAAACAGCCUGAAAACACCCCGGAAACAGCCCAAAAACAGCCUGAAAACACCCUGACAACAGCCCAAAAAAUGCCUGGAAUCACCCUGAAAACAGCCCAAAACCAGCCUGAAAACACCCUGACAACAGCCCAAAAACAGCCUGAAAACACCCUGACAACAGCCCAAAAACAGCCUGAAAACACCCUGACAACAGCCCAAAACCAGCCUGAAAACACCCCCAAAACAGCCCAAAAACAGCCUGAAAACACCCUGACAACAGCCCAAAAAAUGCCUGGAAUCACCCCAGAAACCAGCCCAAAAAAACCCCGAAAACACCCCAAAAACUGUCUGGAAACAGCCCAAAACCACCCAAAAUCAACCCAAAACACCCCAAAACCACCCAAAACCAGCCCAGAAACUGCCCAAAACACCCCAAAACUGUCCAAAAACAACCCAAAACACCCCAAAAUUGUCCAAAACCACCCCAAAACCAGCCCAAACUGUCCCAAAACCUGCCCUAAAAUACCCCAAACCAGCCCAAAACCCAUCCUGAAAAUACACCAAAACCCACCCCAAAUUACCCCAAAACAUCCCCAAAUCCCCCAGAAUACCCCAAAACUGUUUGGAACACCCAAAAAGACCCCAAAACUGGCUGGAAACACCCCAAAAAUACCCCAAAACCCAGCCAAAAACAUGAAAAAAUCUGAAAACAUCUGGAAAACAGCUGGGAACACCCAAAAAACAGCUCUGAAACAGCCAGAAACAUCUGGAAAACACCUGGAAAACACCUGGAAAACAGCUGGAAACACCCGAAAUUCCCCCAAAAAUCCCCCAGAUCGGCUGGAAACACUGAAAUACACCUGAGAACAUCCGGAAAACAGCUGGAAACGCUGGGGAAACAGCUGGAAAACAGCUGGAAAUGGCCAAAAAUGCCCAAAAUCGGCCAAAAACGCUGAAAAAACGCACGAGAACAUCUGGAAAAGGGCUGGAAACGCUGAGGGAACAGCUGGAAAUGGCUCAAAUACCCCUAAAAUCAACCCAAAACGCCUCAAAAUCACCCAAAAUCGACCAAAAACGCUGAAAAAACACCCGAGAACACCUGGAAAAGGGCUGGAAAUGGCUCAAAUACCCCUAAAAUCAACCCAAAACGCCUCAAAAUCACCCAAAAUCGACCAAAAACGCUGAAAAAACACCCAAGAACAUCUGGAAAUGGGCUGGAAAUGGCUCAAAUACGCCUGAAAUCAACCCAAAACACCUCAAAAUCACCCAAAAUUGGCCAAAAAUGCUGAAAAAACACCCAAGAACAUCUGGAAAAGGGCUGGAAACGCCGAGGGAACAGCUGGAAACGGCUCAAAUACCCCUAAAAUCAACCCAAAACGCCUCAAAAUCACCCAAAAUUCCCAGAAAAUGUUCAAAAAACGGCAAAAAACAUCUGGAAAUGGGCUGGGAACCCCCCAGAAUCCGGGAAAACACCUCAAAACCGCCCAGAAACCCCCAAAAUCCACCCGAGAACAUCCGGGAAACAUCUGGGAACCGCCCCAAAAAUAUCCAGGAGAGGCUGAAAACCUUGGGAAAAAAAAACACCCAGGAAUUGCCCAAAACGCCCCAAAAUGAGCAGGAAAGGAGCUGAGAACAGCUGGAAACAGCUGGAAA
This is a messenger RNA of Poecile atricapillus (Black-capped chickadee), 3601 nucleotides long. RefSeq names its product aarF domain containing kinase 5 (gene ADCK5). NCBI's taxonomy places the organism in Eukaryota, Metazoa, Chordata, Aves, Passeriformes, Paridae. The record is from RefSeq and is a predicted model, not a curated record.